Molecule: messenger RNA, 661 nt
Organism: Acanthoscelides obtectus
Lineage: Eukaryota; Metazoa; Arthropoda; Insecta; Coleoptera; Chrysomelidae
Source: the annotation of a GenBank genome assembly
GUCUACGAGAUUACCGAAAGUGCAGAGAUCGACAUUUGCAUCAUCGAUAAUCGCAUCAGAGUGAUUCGGUGAAUUGUGUUGUACGCUUAGAAAUUUAUUCUGCAGUCCUGCAUGAUGCAUUAUUAUAUUUUAUAUCGAAGACCAACUUAGAUAAGCAUAACUGACACGCCCAUGGCGCGCAAGCCCUUAUAAUGACAGUGACAAAUAUAAAGGUGGAAGACUCAUAGAGUGAUGGAAGAAUUUUCAAGGCGACGGCGACGGGACGAAACUAAAAAAACUAUUGUGGACACAUCAACCGUAUCUACCCUUUGCCGGUGGCGACGGCGCGUCCUUUACGACGCAAGCGUCGGCCCAACCCCCAACAACAACCGGUAUGGAUUUUAGUCCGAUUCUGCCACCACUGCCGCCCCCGAGUAGAACAGCGUCGUCGGCGCCCCCGAUCAGCGGUGCCUGCCACACAUGGCUGAUGCUGCUGCCUGGCCCCAUCCUGCUGCUUACGAGGUAUUCACGCCAUCCUCACGUUGGUUUAGGUGAGUCACUCACGUCGCACACACCCUCCAACUACCUGCAGCCAUCAAUUUGCGGAUUUUCGGGAUGUAAGGUUUUAAGCGGCGGUUUUAGUGCCAUCGCGGUGCAGAAGAGAUAGGAUAGUUUCUGGUAA